Messenger RNA from Salvia miltiorrhiza (redroot sage), 648 nucleotides. Its product is annotated as protein GOLVEN 5-like. The transcript has 3 exons. NCBI's taxonomy places the organism in Eukaryota, Viridiplantae, Streptophyta, Magnoliopsida, Lamiales, Lamiaceae. The record is from RefSeq and is a predicted model, not a curated record. Bases 83 to 412 code for a protein of 109 amino acids.
ACAAUUCUCUCUCUAUAAAUCCCAAGUUUAUUUCAACCAACUUUUUCGCUUUGGGUGCUUCCAAAACAGACAGAUCAAGAAAAUGCUGCUCACUGUGAAAACUGCAAGGUUUCUACUCAUCUUUUUCUUGGUUGCUGCAAGUCUUUCAACAGCCUACUUAGUUCAAGGUCGAGACCACUGUACAGAUGAAGAAUGCAACUUUUCUGUCUCAGAAAGAAAGACUACUGAGAACAGGAUGGCGUUUGAUGAUUACUAUUUGAUGAAGGUGGAGAUGAUGGAAGAACAAUUUGAAAGAUCGAAAUAUACAAGAAAAUCAAGAAUGAUGAUGCCUAAAGAAAAUUAUCGAGCUAGUUUUGUGGCGUUCAAUGCAGAUUAUAAAGGGCCUAGGCGUCAUCCACCUAAGAAUAACUAAGCAAGAAAGAAAGAAAAAACUUCUUCUUCUUCUUCUUCUUCUUCUAUUUUUGCUCUUCUUUACUUAUAUAUUUUGAACUUGUUUUUUACUAUAACUAAGUAUUCUCCUAAUUUAGGAAGUUAACUUCUAGUUUGUCAAUGUCGUACGUCUACGUUGUACAAUGUACACUUCUAUAUAUGUAAGGUGCUUAUUAUAUAUCAUGCAAUAAAUAAAAAUUUUGUUGUGGGCUUUGCUAA